UGUGUGUGUGUCACAGGGAAACAAACCAGCUGAGAGCUUUGCAAGGGUUCGAGGGUCAUCAAAACAAGACAAGCUUCUUGAGUUUCUUCAGCAAGAGAGAUGUUUUUGCCUAUUAUAUUAGCUCUCUGGUUAGGACUAGCUUUGGCUUUUCUUCUCCCACACUUUUUUGCGAAACAAGAGCUUCCAAACUUACCUCCUGGUAACAUGGGAUGGCCCCUUUUGGGGGAGACUAUUGGCUUCCUCAAACCCCAUAAAUCAAACUCUUUAGGGAGCUUCUUACAAGAGCAUUGCUCUAGGUAUGGGAGGAUUUUCAAGUCCCAUCUAUUUGGUUCACCAACCAUAGUUUCCUGCGACCAUGAACUCAACAUGUUUAUUCUUCAGAAUGAAGAGAAGCUAUUUCAAGCCAGCUACCCCAAGCCCAUGCAUGACAUCCUUGGCAAGCAUUCUUUGCUUAUUGUGUCCGGAGACAUUCACAAGAAGAUUAGGAGCUUUGCUGUCAGCUUUGUCGGCAUGUCCAAGUCAUCACCAGAGUUCCUUCAUUCUGUAGAGACUCUGACAAUCUCAAUGAUGGAUUCAUGGAAAAACUGUAAAGCAGUCUCGUUUUACAAAGAAGCUAAAGUGUUUGCACUUAAUACCAUGAUGAAGCAACUUUUGAGUAUUAAACCAGAGGAGCCAAUUGCCUCGACCAUAUUAGAAGACUUCGAGACUUUCAUGACAGGUUUUGUGUCUUUGCCUCUAAAAAUCCCUGGGAGCGCUUAUUCCAAAGCUGUGAAGGCUAGAGCAAGACUUUGUUCCACCGUGAAAGGAAUCAUAACAGAGAGGGAAGAAAGGAAUGUGGGGGUUACAGGAGGAGACUUCUUAGAUGGGAUUUUGUCAAAUCAAAGCCUAAGCUAUGACGAGAAAGUAAGCAUUGUAUUGGACCUCUUGCUAGCUGGCUACGAGACAACGGCAACACUUAUGGGCUUGAUUGUCUACUUUCUGGGGCAUGCACCAAAUGCUUUAGAAACAUUGAAGGAAGAACACCAAGGGAUAAGGAAAUGCAAGGAGGAAGGGGAAACCUUGAACUGGGCAGAUUAUAAGAAGAUGGAGUUCACUUCCAAUGUUAUAUGUGAAGCUAUGAGAUGUGGGAAUGUAGUCAAGUUUGUUCACAGGAAAGCUCUUCAAGACAUUACAUUUAAAGAGUUUGUCAUACCCUCAGGAUGGAAGGUUUUCCCCAUAUUGACUGCAGUGAAUUUUGAUGCAACUCUCCAUGAAAAUCCCUUAGAAUUCAAUCCUUGGAGAUGGUUUGAUGAAUCAACCAGCAAAAAAGUGUCACCGUUUGGAGGUGGGCCAAGGCUGUGUCCAGGUGCUGAACUUGCAAAAGUAGAGAUUGCAUACUUCCUUCACCAUCUUGUCCUUAAUUAUAGGUGGAAAACAAAAGCAGAUGAAUAUCCACUUGCUCACCCUUAUGUGCUGUUCAGGAGAGGAUUGCAGCUGGAGAUUGACCCAAUAGAAUGACUAAUAUUGGGAAGGGGGAUCUUCAUUGUGUUUUCACCUCAAUUGUGUCCUCAAAACUCCAAGACUCUGAGCUUAUGAGCAAUAUUAUAAGCACUAAACAAGUUGUGGGUCAAUGGCACGAGAAGGGGCUUGGAUCAAAGGAACCUCCUCUGAUUGA
Molecule: messenger RNA, 1654 nt
Organism: Juglans microcarpa x Juglans regia
Lineage: Eukaryota; Viridiplantae; Streptophyta; Magnoliopsida; Fagales; Juglandaceae
Product: cytochrome P450 724B1-like
Exons: 10
Coding region: 100-1497 (465 amino acids)
Biological process (GO): sterol metabolic process
Molecular function (GO): monooxygenase activity; iron ion binding; heme binding
Source: RefSeq, a predicted model, not a curated record